AUGUUUGCACUCAGGAGAAAGGCAGUUGAAUCUGCUGGGCGUCUUCCUGCAGCUGUGAGCCGGAGGACUUCCCCAUAUUCGACCGCACACCCCGAGAAAGCCGGCGAUCAUGGACAUCACCAUCACCACGAAGGACCCAAGACAGAGUCGCUUGGAACCCAGUUCUUCGUCGCUCUUGCCAUCGUUCCCCUCUCCUUAGGAGUCUACGCCGUGUCAAGACCGGAUGCUCAGGGUCAUCCACGAGGCUUCUCAAACUUCAUUGGAAGCUAUUACACGGAAUACAAGGACCGAUGGACGCGAACGAACAGUAUCCAUACCGCUGCAUUAGAGGCGGCUGCUUUCGAUCGCAACCUGUUCCAGAGCACCCCAGGAACCAAGCAUGUUGAUCUGAGAUUUCCAGAAAUUUUCAACACCGGAUCUCCAUUCAACGUUUCGGCUGGCCAGGGACCAAGGAAUAUGGAUGCGUUGGUCGCGCAUUACGAGAAGCAAAACUCAGAUGCAGAGGAGAAGAAGGCCAAGGCGUUGGCAGCGAAGCAGAGCUAG
Molecule: messenger RNA, 543 nt
Organism: Drepanopeziza brunnea f. sp. 'multigermtubi' MB_m1
Lineage: Eukaryota; Fungi; Ascomycota; Leotiomycetes; Helotiales; Drepanopezizaceae
Cellular component (GO): mitochondrion
Source: RefSeq, a predicted model, not a curated record